Molecule: messenger RNA, 3261 nt
Organism: Labrus bergylta (ballan wrasse)
Lineage: Eukaryota; Metazoa; Chordata; Actinopteri; Labriformes; Labridae
Product: bifunctional UDP-N-acetylglucosamine 2-epimerase/N-acetylmannosamine kinase-like
Biological process (GO): UDP-N-acetylglucosamine metabolic process
Molecular function (GO): hydrolase activity, hydrolyzing O-glycosyl compounds; N-acylmannosamine kinase activity; UDP-N-acetylglucosamine 2-epimerase activity
Source: RefSeq, a predicted model, not a curated record
GUGAUGGUUACACCUCUGUUUGAUGAAGUGUCAGAGGAAGUUGAGGGUGUGUGUGGCCACAUGCAACAGAGCCGACUACUCCAAGCUGGCACCCAUCAUGUGUGGGAUCAAAUCCCACCCCGACGAGUUUGAACUGGAAGUCGUGGUGCUCGGCUCUCACCUCAUCGAUGACUACGGCAGCACGAUUCGUAUGAUCGAGCAGGAUGACUUUGACAUCAGCUCCAAGCUUCACACCAUUGUGAGAGGAGAGGAUGAGGCAGCCAUGGUGGAGAGCGUUGGUCUGGCACUUGUCAAACUCCCUGAUGUCCUACAGAGGCUGCGCCCUGACAUCCUGGUCGUCCACGGCGACCGCUUUGACGCGCUGGCUCUGGCAACCGCUGCAGCGCUGAUGAACAUUAGAAUACUUCACCUGGAGGGAGGAGAGGUGAGCGGUACGAUCGAUGACUCCAUCCGCCAUGCCAUCAGUAAACUGGCCCAUUACCACGCCUGCUGCACACGCACGGCAGAGCAGCACCUCAUCGCCAUGUGUGAGGACCACUCUCGCAUCCUGCUGGCCGGCUGCCCUUCAUAUGACAAGCUGCUGUCCACUAGUCGUCGAGAGGACUACAUGGAUGUGAUCAAGAGCUGGCUGGGGGACAACGUGCAGGAUCAUGACUACAUAGUGGCUUUACAGCAUCCAGUUACCACUGACAUCCAGCACUCCAUCAAGAUCUAUGGUCUGAUGCUGGACGCUCUGAUCUCCUUUAACAAAAAGACCCUCAUCCUCUUCCCCAACAUUGAUGCAGGAAGUAAGGGGAUGGUGCGCGUGAUGCGAAAGAAGGGCAUCGAGAAGCACCCAAACUUUCGGGCAGUGAAGCACAUUCCCUUCGAGCAGUUCAUCCAGCUGGUGUGCCACGCCGGCUGCAUGAUCGGAAACAGCAGCUGCGGGGUACGAGAGGCCGGGGCCUUUGGCACACCUGUCAUCAACCUGGGGUCACGACAAACUGGCAGAGAAACGGGUGAAAAUGUUCUUCAUGUGAGAGAUGCCGACUCUCAGAAUAAGAUCUACCACGCUCUGGAGCUGCAGUUUGGAAAGAGAUACCCCUGCUCCAAAGUUUAUGGUGACGGCAACUCAGUGUCUCGGAUUCUGAAGUUUUUGCGAACCAUCAACCUGGACGAGCCCCUCCAGAAGACGUUCUGUUUCCCCCCCGUGAAAGAAUCCAUCUCCCAGGACAUCGACCACAUCCUGGAGACGCAGACGGCUCUGGCUGUCGACCUGGGAGGGACCAACCUCAGAGUGGCCAUCGUCUGUCAGAAGGGUAAGAUCUUGAAAAAGUACGUGCAGCCCAAUCCAAAGACCUUCCAGGCCAGGAUGAAGCUCUUAUUAAAGCUCUGUGCAGAUGCCACUCGAGACGCUGUCGGCCUCAACUGUAGAUUACUGGGUGUUGGUGUGUCCACAGGCGGGCGGGUGAACCCACAGGAGGGCGUAGUGCUUCACUCCACCAAGCUGAUCCAGGAGUGGUCCUCGGUGGACCUGAGAACACCCAUCUCAGACGCUCUGCACCUUCCUGUCUGGGUCGACAACGACGGCAACUGUGCCGCUCUGGCUGAGAAGAAGUUUGGUCAAGGCAAGGGGGUGGAGAACUUUGUCACCGUCAUCACAGGAACAGGUAUUGGAGGAGGGAUCAUCCAUCAGAACGAGCUGGUCCACGGCAGUACGUUCUGCGCUGCAGAGCUGGGUCACAUCGUGGUCUCACUGGACGGCCCCGAAUGUUCCUGUGGCAGCAGAGGAUGUGUGGAGGCCUUCGCGUCCAGCAUGGCUCUGCAGAGAGAGGCCAAAAGGCUGCACGAUGAGGAGCAGCUGAAGGUGGAGGGGAGGGAUUUGAAGCUGGCUGAGCCAAUCACGGCUCUUCACCUGUUCAGUGCUGCUAAACAGGGGAACUCCAAAGCUGAGGCUGUUCUCAACAAAGCCUCCACAGCGUUGGGUAUGGGCAUCGUGAACAUCCUCCACAUGAUGAACCCCUCUAUGGUGAUUCUGUCAGGGAUCUUGGCCUCUUACUACCAGGCCCCGGUGCAGAACAUCAUCUUGGAGAAAGCCCUCGUCUCGGCCCAGAACAUCAAGGUGGUCGUCUCUCACUUGGAGGAGCCCGCUUUACUCGGAGCAGCCAGCAUGGUGUUAGACUAUGCAACAAGGAGGAUAUAUUGAAGAUUUUAAGUCCUCAUUUCCUAAACAGAGCUACGUACAAGAGGACUGCACAGCUUUUUAGAAAAAAAGACCCUGCAGUGCUCAGAUACAUAAGCAUGUCUAAGGGAAACUAUCAUGACGGCGCCACGCGCUCAAUAUUUUAAAGCAGGAACAACUCUGUGGCAGUUUGUGCGUUAUUCUCCAGAUCUCACACAUCUUAGCUUGUUAGCUUGAUGCUAACACGUAAUGGAAGUUGCUUUUCUUGGUCUAACAGAAUCAGGAUCACAGUCAUGGUGAUUUGAACGUUAGAAACGAUCUCUUAACAAUUUUUUAGUAAAUCAGGUCAAGAGGAGUUAAGAGAUGCUUCGGCCUCGUCCACACGCAGGAGGGUAUUUUUUUAAAACAGAGGUUUCCUCCUCCGUCUAAAAAUAUAAUCACGUCCACACACACCUAAUUCUCUAAAACACCUUCAUCCUUGACAUGCGACCAUUUUCUUGCCAUCCCUCUGCAAAGACCGUUUCAUUUUAAAAAGUCGUCCAUUUAGGCGUCUUUACUCGUCAACAUAGCGGGAGAGUAACUGUGUGUGUGUGUGUGUGUGUGUGUGUGUGUGUGUGUGUGUGUGUGAGCUUUUAAAAAGUCCAGUUAGCAUCGUUAUCUCAAGCGCUAGUUUGGUUACGUCGGCCAUCGCACGAAUCUCAUUUAAACUAAAGAGACAGCGUUGCACGAUGACAUCCCACAGAGGUGAAACCGGCACACAGUGUGGCGUUACAAGAACUAAACUCUGUUUUCUCCGUCUACACAGAAACACCUUAAAAAAAAAAAGAGUCUCUGAACAUCUUCACUCUGGAAGGAAUUUUCCUAAAAGAGUGUCUUCAGUGACCUAUAACGCCGUUUGUGUACGAGAGGUCAAAAAAUGCAGAAAAAUAAAUGUUUAAAAAAUACCCGCCUACGUGUGGACUUAGCUUCUUAGCUUCUAAAUGAAUUUACCCCAAAUGAUACGCCAAUCAAGGGGGCGGCCAUGACACCUGUCGCUCAUUUAAACCACAGAAGUGAAUGGAGGAGGAUGCUUCGAUGCCUGGGCUGUAAACAAAUCAAUU